This is a messenger RNA of Ooceraea biroi (clonal raider ant), 1945 nucleotides long. Its product is annotated as serine proteinase stubble. Gene Ontology annotation, biological process: proteolysis. Gene Ontology annotation, molecular function: serine-type endopeptidase activity. The record is from RefSeq and is a predicted model, not a curated record. Lineage: Eukaryota; Metazoa; Arthropoda; Insecta; Hymenoptera; Formicidae.
CGGGGUCCCCCUGAGAAAUCGCUCGCAUUGCCUCGAUCAGCCGAGGAGAAAUCCGGGAAGGUCAAUCGUUUGGUGAAUCGUGAUACGAUGGGUACAUCGAGGCCGCAUCAUUGGCUUCUCGCUGCAGUUGUCCUGAGUCUUUCUUCAAGCUUGGUGACGAGCGAGACGCAACAGCAACUGGUGCAACAGCAGCUGGUGCAACAGAGUUUUGACUCCUCGGCCGUCGACGCAAGAAGAGGCGAGACGAAUCGCACGGGAGUGGCGGCAAUUCGCCGGCGAAGAUACGUACGAUUUUCCACGGGUCCCGCCGCGUACCUCUUCGAGAGUGGCGGUCCGCCACCCCUCGGAAGAAACCUCGGGUCGCACCCGGCAGCGCGUUUCGCUCCGCAGGUCCAGUUCCCCGGCUCGUGGAGACAGCACAAAUCUCUCUGGAGGAGCCCCGUAACCGGCGAUUACAACAGGCCGGUGAUGUCCCAUCGGACUCCGCGACUGAUAUUCCGCGACAAUGACUUCCUGCCGCCGGUCGGAGGCGGCGCGUCCUUCUUCCAGCAAUCCAACCAGCUACCAGACUUCGAGGAUGAUGUCAGAGAUCACCGGAAGCAGACGCCGGACGAUUAUCCCAGACUGGAGACAGGUUGCGGCAUACCGGUUGUCUCAAAGCAAAUCGCGCAAAGAAGGAUCGUCGGCGGCGACGAAGCGGGUUUCGGCAGUUUCCCGUGGCAGGCUUACAUACGAAUCGGUUCCAGCAGAUGCGGUGGCACGUUGGUCAAUCGGUUCCACGUUGUCACCGCUGGACACUGCGUUGCAAAAGCAUCCGCGCGACAAGUUCAGGUCACUCUGGGUGAUUACGUGGUCAACUCUGCGAGUGAGUCUCUACCAGCUUAUACUUUUGGUGUUCGAGAGAUCAGAGUUCAUCCGUACUUUAAGUUCACGCCGCAAGCAGAUAGAUUCGACGUGGCUGUGCUUCGGUUGGACCGACCGGUUCAUUACAUGCCGCAUAUAGCGCCCAUAUGUUUACCAGAGAAAAACGAAGAUUUCCUGGGACAAUACGGCUGGGCCGCCGGAUGGGGUGCUUUGCAAGCAGGCUCCAGAUUGCGACCCAAGACGUUGCAAGCGGUGGAUGUGCCCGUAAUCGAUAAUCGCGUCUGUGAGCGGUGGCAUCGGUCCAAUGGCAUCAACGUCGUCAUUUACGACGAAAUGAUGUGCGCCGGUUACCGCAGCGGCGGCAAGGACUCAUGUCAGGGCGACAGCGGCGGCCCGUUGAUGCUGGAGAAAACAGGUCGCUGGUACCUGAUCGGCAUCGUCUCCGCUGGUUAUUCCUGCGCGCAGCCGGGUCAACCGGGAAUCUAUCAUCGCGUGGCGAAGACCGUCGACUGGAUCACAUACGUCAUCAACUCGUAGCGCGCCAUCGAUCGCAGGAGAAUCAUCCCCCCAGGAGAGUCCUGAGAAUGCUUCUGCCGAGCUGCGAACUUUGCAUGACACAAAGUUCGAGCAUCAUCCCUCGUGCCGAGGACAAUUUCGGGAUCUUGCACACGAAGAGUCAAGAAUCAAGUGAUAAGAGCGUAAAAAUGGAAGAAUCUAACGGGAAGAUCAUUUAAACGACUUUUCAAGAGAAGGACUAACGUGAUUAUAGCCAUGUUUUACUUUACGAGAAUGUGAAAGUUAUUUAGGUAAAACUUGCGUCGCGGGAGACUCGUCGUAAAAGUUCAGCGCGUUUGUCGACGCGACUUCAUAUCGACUUCUCGUCGAUAUCGCUUUAGAGAAUGAAUAGAUUCGACGUUCCCUAUUAAAUGUAAUGUGGUAUUACAUAUAGAUAUCUUCAUUGACACAAGCGGGUGGCGCAAGUGUGUUGUAAUUUUAUCGACGUGAAUGCAUUGUAAAUUAAGCGUGUAUGAUAUAUGGACGCAUGGAUUUGCGCUUAAUAAAUACUCCGUUUUUGACUUCA